AUGAGAUUACUAGUAUCCAGCCUCGUGGCAUUGAUGUGGUUCACACUGUGUGGUGCUCACACGGUGCUGCUACCAGCCUAUGGGCAACGCUGCUUCUUCGAGACCUUGAACAAAAAGGACGAGCUAGCGGUAUCGUUUCAGUUCGGCGACCGAGCACUAGAAUCGACUGAACAAAUGAAAGGCGACUUUGUCGUAUAUGGGUCUCAUGAUCACGAAGUUAUUAAGGCUUUCAGAGAUGUGUCACACGGUGAUGUGCGCAUUUCUGUUCCAUAUGAUGGAAAAUUUGAAUACUGUUUUGUGAACGAGAACUCUGGCACAACUACCAAGGAUGUGACGUUUAACAUUGAGGGAAUUGUUUACGUUGACUGGAACGACCCCAAGUCCGACUCUUUGGACGGUGCGGUCAAACAAUUGGCCAGACUAACUCGUGAAUUAAAGAAUGAACAAAGCUAUAUCGUUAUCAGAGAGAGAACUCACAGAAACACUGCUGAGUCUACGAAUGAUCGUGUUAAGUGGUGGUCCGUAUUCCAGUUGGCCGUGGUGAUUGCCAAUUCGCUAUUUCAGGUAUAUUAUUUGAGACGGUUCUUUGAAGUGACCUCUUUUGUAUAA
Molecule: messenger RNA, 609 nt
Organism: Lachancea nothofagi CBS 11611
Lineage: Eukaryota; Fungi; Ascomycota; Saccharomycetes; Saccharomycetales; Saccharomycetaceae
Source: the annotation of a GenBank genome assembly